AUGCGAAUUUUGCUGAUUGCAGGACUUUUGAGUGUAACAAGUGCGCAGUAUUUUCGCGAGCCAGAAAAGGUAAUAAGCGACUCGCGAAAUGUCGGCGAUCGUCUUGGAAAAUACUCCGUGGCUUAUGAAACAGACGGUGGAAUUUUGUCAAAGGAAUUUGGCUCGCGUAAAUACGAGGGAACCCCCGACGAGGCACAGCUGAUCCAAGGCUCUGUUCAGUAUAUUUCCCCAGAGGGCGAGUCUGUUUCGCUGAGCUGGACCGCGGACGAAUUUGGAAGCCAAAUUGUUGGGUCUCACAUCCCGACGCCGCCGCCAAUCCCGCCGGAGAUCCAGAGGGCACUAGAGUGGCUGAAGAAACAACCGUCUACCACCGAAGAAAACUACGACGAGGUUACUCCGGCUCCCAAAGAAGAAAAAAAUAAUAUUGUUAAAGAUCCUAAAUUAAGGAAUCAAAUCAGACGCAAUUGA
Molecule: messenger RNA, 468 nt
Organism: Cotesia congregata
Lineage: Eukaryota; Metazoa; Arthropoda; Insecta; Hymenoptera; Braconidae
Source: the annotation of a GenBank genome assembly